Molecule: messenger RNA, 681 nt
Organism: Rhodamnia argentea
Lineage: Eukaryota; Viridiplantae; Streptophyta; Magnoliopsida; Myrtales; Myrtaceae
Product: sm-like protein LSM36B
Exons: 4
Coding region: 183-458 (91 amino acids)
Biological process (GO): mRNA splicing, via spliceosome; maturation of SSU-rRNA
Cellular component (GO): U6 snRNP; nucleolus; U4/U6 x U5 tri-snRNP complex
Molecular function (GO): RNA binding
Source: RefSeq, a predicted model, not a curated record
UAGCCCUUGAAAGCCCGUAUUAUUUACAAUUUUGACACUCAGGGCCAGUGCUUUAGCCUGAGCUAGGGCUUCUUCUUCUUCCACUUCUUCUCGGACUCUCUGAAGGGCUCUCUGCCUUCGACCGAACUUCGAACGAGCAACUCUAGCGAGGGUAGAGGAAGCGCCGGUGGAGGAUUAGGAAGAUGAGCGGAGGAGGAGAGAAAGGCUCGGCCACCACCAAAACCCCCGCAGAUUUCCUGAAAUCUAUCCGCGGGAGACCGGUCGUCGUCAAACUGAAUUCUGGGGUGGAUUAUCGAGGUAUUCUGGCCUGCCUGGAUGGAUAUAUGAACAUAGCAAUGGAACAGACGGAAGAGUACGUCAAUGGGCAGCUGAAAAAUAAGUAUGGAGAUGCUUUUAUUCGAGGAAAUAAUGUUCUGUACAUCAGCACUUCAAAGCGGACUCUGGCGGAUGGGGCUUAGCGUGGAUUGUGCUAUGUAAUGUGGCAUGGUGGAGUUAUGUGCUCACAACUUUUGAUUAGGUACAAUUCUUGGUUGCAGGUUAAUGUGGCUCUAGAAUUGGGGAAAAAGUGAACAUAUUCCAAAUUUUAGAGAUGAUUUGUGAGAUUCUUACUGAUAACCCUGCAUCUCAUGAAAUUGGUUUAUGAAUUGCUUGACGAGCACUGGUAAUGCCCUAGCUCUUCCU